Lagopus leucura (white-tailed ptarmigan) is the source of this 1303-nucleotide messenger RNA. It is a transcript of the gene PPP1R8, whose product is annotated as protein phosphatase 1 regulatory subunit 8. NCBI's taxonomy places the organism in Eukaryota, Metazoa, Chordata, Aves, Galliformes, Phasianidae. Gene Ontology annotation, cellular component: nuclear speck. The coding region runs from base 35 to 1099 and encodes 354 amino acids. The record is from RefSeq and is a predicted model, not a curated record. The transcript has 7 exons. Gene Ontology annotation, molecular function: protein serine/threonine phosphatase inhibitor activity; mRNA binding; protein binding.
UGCCCCCGGCCCGCCUGAAUGGGGCAGAUACAAGAUGGCGGCGAACGCGAACUCGGCCGGAGGCGGUGGCGGCCUCUCGCUCUUCGAAUGCCCCAGCUGGGCAGGAAAACCUCCACCUGGCUUACAUUUGGAUGUAGUCAAAGGAGACAAACUCAUUGAGAAACUCAUCAUUGAUGAGAAGAAAUAUUAUCUCUUUGGGAGAAAUCCUGAUCUGUGCGAUUUUACCAUUGACCACCAGUCUUGCUCUCGGGUCCAUGCUGCCUUGGUCUAUCACAAACAUCUCAAGAGGGUCUUCCUCAUAGAUCUAAACAGCACACAUGGCACGUUUUUGGGUCAUAUCCGUUUGGAAGCUCACAAACCCCAACAGAUACCCAUUGAUUCCACAGUUUCAUUUGGUGCUUCUACACGGGCAUAUACUCUGCGAGAGAAGCCUCAGACUCUGCCUUCAGCAGUUAAAGGAGAUGAGAAAAUGGGUGGAGAAGAUGAAGAGCUCAAGGGUUUGCUGGGCCUGCCAGAAGAGGAGACGGAGCUUGACAACCUGACAGAGUUUAAUACAGCCCACAACAAAAGAAUUUCCACACUAACCAUAGAGGAAGGGAACUUGGAUAUUCAGAGACCAAAGAGAAAACGGAAGAAUUCCAGAGUGACAUUCAGUGAUGAUGAUGAAAUCAUCAAUCCAGAGGACGUGGACCCUUCUGUUGGGCGUUUCAGGAACAUGGUACAGACAGCAGUGGUCCCUGUUAAGAAGAAACGGUUGGACAAUCCGGGCUCACUGACCACGGAUGACUCUGCGACACGGCGUAUGCAGAACUUCCCCUACAGCGGAGGAUUAUAUGGGGGUUUGCCUCCAACCCACAAUGAGGCAGGUUCCCAGUCACACGGCGUCCAUGGGACAGCACUCAUUGGUGGUCUGCCAAUGCCCUACCCCAAUCUUGCCCCAGAUGUGGACUUGACUCCUGUUGUACCUUCAACAGUUAACAUGAACCCAGCUCCAAAUCCUGCUGUCUUUAAUCCUGAAGCUGUGAAUGAACCCAAGAAGAAGAAAUAUGCAAAGGAGGCAUGGCCGGGCAAGAAGCCAACCCCUUCCCUGCUGAUCUGAGUUAGGGUUUGAUGAGGGAGAAUGGGAGUUACGAACUCCAGAAACUGUUUAUGUGUAGUAUUGUCCUUUUGCAAUUUUAAUGUCCUAACCAGAUGUAAUACGGAGGUUGGAGAAGCGAAAUAAUCCUUUAAAGAUCUGUCUUCAAACAUUUUUAUAACUGUUUAAAAAAAGACAACGACAAUAUAGCUACCAUCUCCCUCUGAA